AAUGGAACGUGCCAGCCUAGAAAAGGCUCGCGGCGGUUCGCGCGAGCGUGCAUUUCACUCAGAUCCUGCAGGAGAACAGCCGAUAACGUUCUCGCCAAAGUAUUCGAUAACAUAAUUAUCAAUUCAUUUUUUUUCUUCAACUUGGGUUUUAUUCUGUCUCUCCCCUCGAGGUUAUGGGCGAGACUCCGCUGUGAGGCAGUGCCAAGUAGUGCGACGUAUCGUCUCCAUUCACGGGAGGAAUGAUGAAGAAGGAUAUUACCUUGAGCCUGGCGGACGACGCGGACCUCAAGCCGCAUCUCCGCGACGCCGAGAGCCUCCUCGGCUCCCCGGACCUGGGGCUGCUCAAACUGGCCUCCCCGGAGCUGGAGAGGCUCAUCAUCCAGUCCAACGGGAUGGUCACCACCACCCCGACGAGCCCCCAGUUCCUCUACCCGAAGGCGGUGACGGACGAGCAGGAGUUCGCGGAGGGCUUCGUGAAGGCGCUGGAGGAUUUACACAAGCAGAACCAGCUGAACGGAGCCGGGCAGACGGACCUGGAGCUGGGCGUUAAUAUCGCCGCGGUCAGCGCACAGGCGGAUCUACCGGUGUACACCAACCUGAACGGUUACGGUAUUCUGGAAGCCACCGUCAACUACUCCACGGACGCGCUCCCAUUCCCGCCGCCGCAGCCGCCGCAUCACUUGCAGCCGGAGCUGUCGCGCCUCCAGCCGCUGAAGGAAGAGCCCCAGACGGUCCCCGACGUCCACAGCUUCGGCGACAGCCCCCCGCUGUCUCCCAUCGACAUCGACUCGCCGGAGGACACGAAGGCCGAGAGAAAGAGACUCAGGAACCGGAUCGCGGCGUCCAAGUGUCGGAUGCGCAAGCUGGAGCGCAUCUCCAGGCUGGAGGACAAGGUCAAAUCGCUGAAGAGCCACAACACCGAUCUGGCCUCCACGGCGAGCCUGCUGCGCGAACAGGUGGCGCAGCUGAAGCAGACAGUGCUCAACCACGUCAACAGCGGCUGUCAGGUGCUGCCGCACGAGGUCCAGGUGCACUAGUCGGGGGAGCGGACCUGACGGCGGGCCGCUGACCAGCAUAUAAGCUCCAUGGACUUUGUUAGUGUUCGGUUCUCCGUAUUUAGCGUACGUUGCCCAGGUGCGUGUGUGUGUGUGGGUGUGUGUGUGUGUGUGGGGGGGGGUAGUCAAUGCCAGACCCACAUAGGCCAAAUUGUACAUACAUUAUUGAGCGUUCAAAUGAUUUUGAGCAACAGUAAUAGACCAAAAAAACCAUGAACAAUGAAGAUGACGCUGAUGAGGCCUAUCACUCGGACAUGUGUUGGACAUUUUAAUUGGUGAGGAAAUAUCCACAUUGGUCCACAGGCGCCUCAGAGUUAAUCAUUGAUUAUUUCAGUGAUUUCUUUUUGAUUUAUUGCGUGGAUGACUAGGUGGAUCGUUGAAUUUGUUUGAUGAGAUCCUGAUCCUUCCUUGUACAUGUGUGUACAGGUGAACGAGGCAGCAUUAAACUGCAGGGUUUCCUCAAUGGAAUUUGGCUACGGCCUCUGCUGAUAAAAGAAAAGCUCAACUGUAGUGACAGAAAGCAUCCAAUUUGACUUCUUUUCAAUGUAAAAACGUUUACAGCUUAGUAUAUGUGGUCUCAAACCUGGGGUAAACCCCUUUACAGUUUCUACAGUAUUAUGAAUGGAACACCUGUUUAUGACACAGACAUUCUUAAUAAACGAGGAGGUGACUUUAGGAGGAAAUGCAUAUGCCCACAUUUGAAAUGUAAAUGAUAAUCCACAUAUAUGGACCGUUUACCACAUUUUUGGGGAAAAUUCUUGAAUGUUGCCCACAACUGGUUGUCAAAGGGUGCAACUAUUUAGUGUGUCACAAUUUAACAACGUAUUCUUGUUUUAAUGUGAAAAGUUGUAAUUCUUUGUUGCACUUACUAUUUCUAUCACCUUAAGCCUGCAGGUGUUUGGAUUCAUGCCUCUGUGUUAGGAAGUUAAUGCUGCCUGGCAAUUAACAUUGUUUUCUACAGUUUGGAAAAACUGCAUGCAUGUUGGUAAAAUCAUUGGUUUAAGUUAGAAUGUGCAACAGUGAACCAGCUGUUGAUGGUGGAUGGGCCUCAAAGAAGGCCAUCCAAUCCGGGGCACACUGUAACCAUUCGUUUUUAGAUCAUGUUUCAUAAAGGUAUUCAACUCA
This is a messenger RNA of Pungitius pungitius (ninespine stickleback), 2180 nucleotides long. RefSeq names its product JunD proto-oncogene, AP-1 transcription factor subunit (gene jund). The transcript has a single exon. Lineage: Eukaryota; Metazoa; Chordata; Actinopteri; Perciformes; Gasterosteidae. Gene Ontology annotation, biological process: regulation of transcription by RNA polymerase II; regulation of cell population proliferation; regulation of cell cycle. The record is from RefSeq and is a predicted model, not a curated record. Gene Ontology annotation, molecular function: DNA-binding transcription factor activity, RNA polymerase II-specific; RNA polymerase II cis-regulatory region sequence-specific DNA binding; transcription factor binding. Gene Ontology annotation, cellular component: transcription regulator complex. The coding region runs from base 240 to 1037 and encodes 265 amino acids.